AUGUCCCGUCCUCUCGACCCAGCGGAAUAUAUAUCGAAAGCAAAGUAUAGAUGGGCCGGUCACAUUAUGAGAAGAAUCGACGAUAGAUGGACUAAAAGAACGUUAGAGUGGAUCCCAAGAGAUGCUCAACGCCCUCAAGGGAGGCCUCGAACGAGAUGUGGUGAUGUGUUCGCUGCACGGAUGGACCAGCUGAGAGCUCGGCUGAAGGACCUCGUCAACAUCGCUCACGAAACAUGGAAACAUGUUGGAUGA
Messenger RNA from Necator americanus (New World hookworm), 252 nucleotides. RefSeq lists its product as uncharacterized. The transcript has a single exon. NCBI's taxonomy places the organism in Eukaryota, Metazoa, Nematoda, Chromadorea, Rhabditida, Ancylostomatidae. The record is from RefSeq and is a predicted model, not a curated record. Bases 1 to 252 code for a protein of 83 amino acids.